Nothobranchius furzeri (turquoise killifish) is the source of this 3344-nucleotide messenger RNA. RefSeq names its product forkhead box B1a (gene foxb1a). The record is from RefSeq and is a predicted model, not a curated record. NCBI's taxonomy places the organism in Eukaryota, Metazoa, Chordata, Actinopteri, Cyprinodontiformes, Nothobranchiidae. Gene Ontology annotation, molecular function: DNA-binding transcription factor activity, RNA polymerase II-specific; RNA polymerase II cis-regulatory region sequence-specific DNA binding. Gene Ontology annotation, biological process: anatomical structure morphogenesis; cell differentiation; regulation of transcription by RNA polymerase II.
CUCUACAGGGGUCUUUUCUGCUCAUGUCACUACAUAAAACUAUCAGAUGGUUAGAGGAAGGCCAUGGAGGCGUACGCUUUAGCGAGUCUCACCGAGGACGCCGAGUGAAGUCCGUUCAGCAGUAGCGGGACGAGCUGACUUACUUUGCGCGAAGACUCCAUAAAUGCGCACCGUCCGAGGCGGCGCACAGACCGGCUGCUGCACUCACGGCGCGACUCCAGCGCUGCUAAACAACGCUCCUUCUGCGUAACGCUUUGCGAGGAAUUAGAGGAAAUUAAAACUGUUCUUUGAAUAAUAUUUUAAAAACUUUGAAUCGAGGAUGCCUCGCCCCGGGAGAAACACGUACAGCGACCAGAAGCCACCAUACUCAUACAUCUCCCUCACUGCCAUGGCGAUCCAGAGCUGUCCGGAGAAGAUGCUGCCCCUCAGUGAAAUCUACAAGUUCAUCAUGGACAGGUUCCCGUAUUACAGGGAAAACACGCAGCGGUGGCAGAACUCUCUGCGCCACAACCUCUCCUUCAACGACUGCUUCAUCAAGAUCCCGCGGCGCCCGGACCAGCCGGGUAAGGGCAGCUUCUGGGCACUGCACCCCAACUGCGGGGACAUGUUCGAGAACGGGAGUUUCUUGAGGCGCCGCAAAAGGUUUAAGGUGCUUGGUGCCUCCGAUCACCUGGGCCCUAGCAAGCAGUCGGACGCUGCGCACUACCUCCAGCAGCAAGCCAAGCUGAGGCUGAGCGCACUGGCGGCCACCGGCACGCACCUGCCCCAGAUGUCCACGUACAACCUCGGAGUAACCCAGUCAUCCACCUUCAAGCAUCCGUUCGCCAUUGAGAACAUCAUCGCGCGCGAAUACAAAGUCCCUGGAAGUCUGGCGUUCUCCACAAUGCAGUCCAUGUCGGCCGGGUACCCUCUCCACAACCAGCUCACCACGGCCUGGCCCCACAUGUACAACAGCAGCGUCAUCGACACGGCGACCCCGAUCUCCAUGGCCAGCAGCGACUACAGUGCCUACGGCGUGCCCAUCAAGUCCCUGUGCCACGGGGGGCAGUCGUUACCGGCCAUCCCGGUGCCCAUCAAGCCCACCCCAACCUCCAUGACGGGCUUUUCGGCGCUACCACCGCACAUCCCCGCGUUCCUCUCAAACUCUCCCCAGUCCCUGAGCCCGACCUCCCCACAGACAGCCACGAGCCAAAGCAGCCCCGCGACCCCGAGCGAGACUCUGACGAGCCCCACCACGCUGCAGUCCGUGGCUGUGCACUGACCACCCGAACCGGGCCACCCGCACCCCCAACACCAACUCCUUUCACCAAAACCCAAAGUUUAUAUUUUCACCCGACGGGAACCAUAAGGCGAGUGGCAGAUGCAUAUCGAUUUAUUUGUGUUUGUGUGUUGAAUGUGUCGCUUUAAAUGGUGUCAAAAGUCCCAGUCCAGCACAGAGACACACACGUUAUUGCUCUUGAACAGAUAAAUUAUUUUUAUUUUGACUUUUAUUAUUGUGAUUGACGUGGAACCACUGAACUGGGAUAAGAUCUGGAGAAGCAGUUUUCCCUUUUUCAUUUUUAUGAAAACGUUUGCACCGCUUCUGUGGGACCACUGUAUCUGUCAAUAAAAUUGCGAGACACUGGCUCCGUUUUAGGUUCGCUUUUAACACUGGAACGAUGGUUGGAUAUACCAAAUAGGAGUUUAGUAUUUAGAUUUGUUCACUGUAAAGGGAAAAAAGCAAACUGGUAAAAAAUCUCUUUCAAACUGGAUAUUGUGAGACGUGCUCAAAAUGCAAGAUGUGAAUAUUUGCAAACUGGUACUGAAAUGUUGUAAAAUGCACUUUUUAGUUUUAGAUAUCUAUUUUACAGAAGAGGAGAGUAAAAAAUGUUCUGUGAAGCAUUUAAUUUAAAGCUGUGGUGACCAUGUGUAUCAGACGCUGUAAAUUUGUAAUUUCAUUAUUAUUAUUAUUAUUAUGUUUUUAUUUAGGUACAGCAUGCGUUCUAAAAUUGUGUUGUUCUUGUUGUUGCUGUUGGUGUCGUUUUAUUUUUUAUUUUAUUUUGCAAGCAUGCAUGCUUUUGAAAAGUGUGUGCAAAACAUUUGGGAAGAAAAAUGGUCAUCGAAAUAUUUUCUCAUUAAAAGUGAAGUAAACAAUCAAAAUGUUUCUAAAAGUUUAAUCCAAGAAAUUAUUAUUGUUGUUAUACAUUCUAUCAGAAACAAAAAUUAACAUUUGAUAAUAAUAAUAGCAAUAAUAAUUAUAACAACAAUAAUAAUAAUAAUAACAAUAAUAAUAAUAAUAAUAAUAAUAAUAAUAAUAAUAAUAAUGUGUUAUUUCUGAGUGUGGGAGAGCCACGAGCUUCAUGUGAGCAGAACUGAAUCGUUGGCUUCUCCAUUAGGAUGCAGGAAGCUGUGAUGCUCCGCUUACAGCGCAGACAACAAGUCUCAUUCAUCAAGCUGAGCUGAAUUAGGCCACAGAAUAAACAUCUAAAUACACAUGGUUUACAAAUCAUUAUUGUGAUUAUUUUUACCCAUUUAUUCCAGAAAAAAUGUCCCAAUCAAAUCCACGUUGGUUUCCUUGCAACCUGUGGGUGCAGCAGCUGCACCUGCGCGUUUCAGCUUUUUAUUCAACAGGUUUAAAAAUAGAACACACCACAUCUGCAGGAACUGCGUUUAGAAUGAUCUGUUUAUUUAUGCAUCCUCUCUAAAGAGAAAGGGAGAAAACAAAGCAUCAGCCUCUUUUCGGAGCAUUAAACAAAUACAUUAGAAUUCCGUCACUUUAUGCAAUCCAGAUCAAAUAAAGGGGUCUCGGGCCACUUCAUUCUCCCUCAUUCUCUUGGAUUGAAAGAGCAAAGAAUGGUAAACUUCGACUGGGCCACCAAUGUAGAUUUAGGCCUUUUUUCAGCGAGACAAAACCAGAUUUUUUUCACAAACACAUUGCUGACUGGGGAACUAGGAAACGAGCUGCGAGCCCCUUUUGGAAUUUAAAUCCACCCCUCCCCCCUGGACUGUUUGUACAACACUGUUAGUUUAUUUUCUUUUCUCCUUUUCUUUUUACAACCUCUCGUUUUUCUGCACUUGUGUUUGCAACAUCAACUCUGGCUCCGGAUGAGAUCUUAAACCACACACUUAAAAUAUUAAACCAGAGAAAAGGUUAGAUUGUUACAAUAAUACCAAAUGAAGUAAUAAAAUUGUUUUUCUUGUCAAAGCUAUUUUAAAACACCUUUUUAUUUUUAUUUUUUUCCAGGAUUAUUGAAUUUGAAAUAAUUGAUAUAUUGUUAAAAUAAAAGUAAAUGUAAAUACAACAUGCAAAUGUCUAAAAUAGUUUAUGCAAAUAAGAAAUGAAAUAAAGUUUACCAAAACAUUUC